UGAUAGAGGAUAUUCAAUGUAUCAGUCAUGUGAUAGAGGAUAUUGUGACGUCAGAGGAAUGAAGCCUUAGCCAAGAUGGCGGCUGCUGGAGGAGAGCCCUCUACCCAGAGUGGUCCGGAUGAUUUGUUCAAUCAUUUCUACACAGAGGUAGGAUACAUUUAGGAAAUACAUGCUACUCAAUGUGUUGAUAUGUAACCUAACAUUAUGGAUUUGACAAAUACAGAUAAUUCGUCCUCUGGACUUGCAUUUAUGAGGCAUACAAACAUUGCUAGCUAAAGAGCUAGAGAGGCUAAAGUUAGCUAACGUUAACGGGGCUAGCUAGCUCGCAUAACACGGUAUGUUAACGUGCUAGCUAGCAAUUGCUAACGCUAACAGAGCAGUGUUGUUGAUAUGACAGAACACUUCUCUGUGAUCCUAACACGCACAUAGUUUGUUAAACCGCUAUUUUGUUUGUCAGUGUAGAGGAAUUUUGUUUCCCUUUUAAACAGUGGUGAAAUGGUUGAGGACUUGAUCUGUCGUUUUGUGCUCUGGCUAGCCAGCACAGCAGAUUCGACCCUCUUGUUUACAGCUAACUGCACUAGGGUUGGACAGGCUUCCUGUGUAGAUUAAGACACUGCGAGAUAUGACUCGGAAAAUGUACCUCAAUCCAGGGAUGACGAAUGCGUUGUAUAGUACUCCGAAUUGUCCUAUUAUCCCAACUGUUACACCGAGAAGAUUGAAAGACUACUAGUUUUUAGGGAAAAUGCAGUUUUCGUCCUAAUGCUAGCUAGCAUUAGCCACAGCAACCAUUAUGGAAUGGCACAUAGCCUUUAACAACAACAGGAGCUGGUUGGCAGACACUGCCAUUCCAAAAUGGCUGCCUUGGCUUCUGCUACCUAGCAUGAAGACCAAACGGACAGUUUACCGUAAAACUAAAGUAAUUCAAUCUUCUCGGUGUAACAGUUGGGGUAAUGGGACAAUUUUAGGAGUUCAACACAUUUCUCAUCCCUGGAUUGAGGUACGUUUUCUGAGCCAUAUCUCGCACCGGCUCCGCUGUGUCUUAAUCUACACAGGAAGCCUGUCUGACCCUAGUGCAGCUGUAAGCAAGCGGGUUGGAUCUGCUGGCUAGUCCUCUGGCAUGAAUGUAAACAUACUCAGUUCCAUCUAUCCAACCUUCCCCAAGUGGACUCAUGAGUCCCGACAGAUAAUGCUUUGCCAGCUGGCCAGUGAAAGGGAUCAAGAUUAUGUAAAUAUCCAUUCGCUUGCUAAUAUGACCAUGACUGAACUUCUGUGACCCUACAUAAUAUGACAUGUCUCUGUCCAACAGGUAAAGCAGAUAGAGAAAAGAGACUCUGUGCUAACCUCGAAGCAGCAAAUAGACCGGCUGCUCAGACCUGGGUCGUCCUACUUCAAUUUAAACCCCUUUGAGGUAAGUGGCUCGUUCCUGUCACAUGCAGCUGUAGUCAAUCUAUUGUUAUUGUGACAAGAUUGUUAUGUAGAACUGCAUUGAAGUGUCCUUAGUACAACACCAGCGACCUCAUCAAGAGGUUCAAGUCUCUUGGCGUAAUGGCUUCGGUGUUGUGCUGACAAGACGCAUCGUUGCAGGUUUCAACCCAUUUGAGAUACUCGCUGAAGGUGCUACAUUGGUGUCAGAAGUUAAAUGACGUUAACUUUGUGUGACUGUUGCAUUUGGGCAAGAUGGUAAAGUGCAAGAGUGUGUUUCUCAAAGGAAAAGGGGUAGUGUAACAUCCUUUGUACAACACCAGCGACUUUGUCAAGAGGUUUGAAUCGCUUGAUGUAAAUACACUGUGUUGCUUAAGCUAUGCAGUGUAAACUUUGCUUCCAGUGAAAUGCCUAAUUUGAAUUUCAGGUGUUACAAAUUGAUCCAGAGGCAACAGAUGAGGAGUUGAAGAAGAGGUUCCGAGCGGUAGGUAUACUACAUAUCUGACAGAAGGUACCGGAGCAUCCGGUCUCGGACCUACCGGUUCCAACACAGCUUCCAGGUCAUAACACUGUUGAACAGCUAACCCUAGCAGUCCACCUGCACAUACUGUACCUGCUAUUCACCUGCCCCCUAUUAAGAGACUAUUUGCAGGGACUCUUUACUCACACAUUCAUACAUACACACUUUCUCUCACUACCAUCACUGCUGCUAUUAUUUAUUUGUACUGCUCACUUUAUCUACUGUAAAUACCUGUCAUAUUAUUGACAUAGUACAUUUCAUAGUAAAUACUGUAUAUUCUACAGUUUAUAUUUCCCACCAUAUCUUAAAGCUGAAAUCCUUAAUGGUGAAACAGCCACGUCCAUUUGCGAUAUUACAACAACAAAGAAGUUAGUGCAAACAACGAACACUGUUUUUUCCCCUCUGACAUCAUUGCACGCAUGAAGGAAGUAGAGGCCGACUGAUAUGGGAUUUUUGGGUCUGAUACCAAUUUUAGGGAGGCAAAAGUCACCGAUUACUGAUAUAUCUGCCAAUGUUUUUUUUUUUAGAGAUUGAAUGAAAAACACAAUUUUUUUUAACAAUUGACACCAAGGAACUUUAAGCUCUCAACCUGUUCCACUACAGCCCCAUCGAUGAGAAUGGGGGCGUGCUCAGUCCUCUUUUUUUUCCUGUAGUCCACAAUCAUCUCCUUUGUCUUGGUCACGUUGAGGGAGAGGUUGUUGUCCUGGCACCACACGGCCAGGUCUCUGACCUCCUCCCUAUAGGCUGUCUCAUCGUUGUCAGUGAUCAGGCCUACCACUGUUGUGUCGUCUGCAAACUUAAUGAUGGUGUUGGAGUCGUGCCUGGCCAUGCAGUCAUGGGUGAACAAGGGAGUAAAGGAGGGGACUGAGCACGUACCCCUGAGGGGCCCCCUUGUUGAGGAUCAGCGUGGCAGGUGUGUUGUUACCUACCCUUACCACCUGGGGGCGGCCUGUCAGGAAGUCCAGGAUCCAGUUGCAGAGGGAGGUGUUUAGUCCCAGGAUCCUUAGCUUAGUGAUGAGCUUUGAGGGCACUAUGGUGUUGAACGCUGAGCUGUAGUCAAUGAAUAGCAUUCUCACAUAGGUGUUCCUCUUGUCCAGGUGGGAAAGGGCAGUGUGGAGUGCAAUAGAGAUUGCAUCAUCUGUGGAUCUGUUGGGGCAGUAUGCAAAUUGGAGUGGGUCUAGGGUUUCUGGGAUAAUGGUGUUGAUGUGAGCCAUGACCAGCCUUUCAAAGCACUUCAUGGCUACAGACGUCAGUGCUACGGGUUGGUAGUCAUUUAGGCAGGUUAUCUUAGUGUCCUUGGGUACGGGGACUAUGGUGGUCUGCUUGAAACAUGUUGGUAUUACAGACUCAGUCAGGGACAUGUUGAAAAUGUCAGUGAUACGCAUGCUCUGAGUACACGUCCUGGUAAUCCGUCUGGCCCUGCGGCCUUGUGAAUGUUGACCUGCUUAAAAGUCUUACUCACAUCAGCUACGGAGAGCGUGAUCACAUAGUCAUCCGGAACAGCUGGUGCUCUCAUGCAUGCUUUAGUGUUGCUUGCCUCGAAGCGAGCAUAGAAGUGGUUUAGCUCGUCUGGUAGGCUUGUGUCACUGGGCAGCUCGCGGCUGUGAUUCCCUUUGUAGUCUGAAAAUAGUUUUCAAGCACUGCCACAUCCGACGAGCGUCAGAGCCGGUGUAGUACGAUUCAAUCUUAGUCCUGUAUUGACUCUUUGCCUGUUUGAUGGUUCGUCGGAGGGCAUAGCGGGAUUUCUUACAAGCGUCCGGGUUAGAGUCCCGCUCCUUGAAGCGGCAGCUCUGCCCUUUAGCUCAGUGCAGAUGUUGCCUGUAAUCCAUGGCUUCUGGUUGGGGUAUGUACGUACGGUCACUGUGGGGACGACGUCAUCGAUGCACUUAUUGAAGAAGCCAGUGACUGAUGUGGUGUACUCCUCAAUGCUAUCUGAAGAAUCCCGGAACAUGUUCCAGUCUGUGCUAGCAAAACAGUCCUGUAGCUUAGCAUCUGCGUCAUCUGCCCAUUUUUUUUAUUAACUGAGUCACUGGUGCUUCCUGCUUUAUUUGUUGCUUAUAAGCAGGAAUCAGGAGGAUAGAGUUAUGGUCAGCUUUGCCAAAUGGAGGGCGAGGGAGAGCUUUGUAUGCGUCUCUGUGUGUGGAGUAAAGGUGGUCUAGAGUUUUUUUUUCCCUCUGGUUGCACAUUUAACAUGCUGGUAGAAAUUAGGUAGAACGGAUUUAAGUUUCCCUGCAUUAGUCCCCGGCCACUAGGAGCGCUGCCUCUGGAUGAGCGUUUUCCUGUUUAGUUAUGGCCUUAUACAGCUCAUUGCACUCAAUCUUAAUGCCAGCAUUGGUUUGUGGUGGUAAAUAGACAGCUAUGAAAAAUAUAGAUGAAAACUCUCUUGGUAAAUAGUGUGGUCUACAGCUUAUCAGAAGAUACUCUACCUCAGGCGAGCAAAACCUAGAGACUUCCUUAGUGGUCCUCUGUAGCUCAGCUGGUAGAGCACGGCGCUUGUAACGCUAAGGUAGUGGGUUCGAUCCCCGGGACCACCCAUACACAAAAAAAAAAAAUUAUGCACGCAUGACUGUAAGUCGCUUUGGAUAAAAGCGUCUGCUAAAUGGCAUAUUAUUAUUAGUAUUAUUAUUAGUAUUUGAUUUUGUGCAUCAGCUGUUGUUUACAAAUAUACACAUGGCUUAGGCGUAUGACCAGGGUGGAAAAUUUCAAAAUAAAAACCACAGGUCAGGUGUAUUCAGGAUACUUUGAACAUUAAAUUAACACAAAAAAUUCAGUGAGUUUGUUAGACAUUUUUGGGGGAUGAAAUUUAAAGUCAAUUUUUUUAUAUUUAUGGUUGAUGGCAGUGGGAACCAAAUCAUGUAUUUGCAGUGUCCUUGUCCAUAGACUGCUUUUAAGGUAAGGACACAAACAUUUUGUAAUUUGGGUGAACUAUCUCUUUAAAAUAGGGCUGGAAGAAAGUCCUGCUUGCUAGGUUGGCCUCCCCUGAAGUGCUGGGUGUUUGAAAAUGUUCUUGUUAUAACAACAAUGAAUUUCUCAAUCACCCAACCUUCAAGAAAAAUCAAGUGAAUAUCAAUAUUCAGGUGGUUUAUGCCUACUAGUUGAUGCUCCUUGCCGUCAUCUUACUCUACAUAGACAAAUUAUGUGUUUAUGAGUUGUGAGUUCCCCUACCAUCUCUGCCUAGCAUGUGCACAAUACUAAAAUGUCAAAUUAUAUUUGAUUCCUGGAGCAUUUCAUAUCCAAUGGCUAUUUGUAUGACUUAUUCAAAACUGUCCAUGAAGGGCUGCAAAACUACAUAACCUAAAUAAAUAAUAAAAUAUCCUGAAGACAAGAUGACAUAAAUCUGCCCCUACACCCUAACCCAAUUAUUGUUCUAUUUAUUGUUGCCCCUCUAGAAUAAAACGUACACUUUUGGGUUCACAAUCAGUUUGACCUUUUUUUUUCUUUCUUCAUAGUUACAAAUCAGGGCACCCUACCAAACCCUCCUGCUAAAACAUGCUGGCUUUUCGUUGUCACAGCCUAAACGCCAAUCACCAAACGAGGGGACUAAUGUGAAUUAAAUUGACUUUAGUACAUGCUGUCAAAAGGCUGAAUUCUGCAAUAGGGACUGGCGUAACAGCAACCUAAUUUUGUUGAUAACAUUGCACAUAGAACAGCGCCACCGUGCUACUCUUUAGAGUUUUAUAAACUCAGCAGCGAGUUCUCUCUAUUCAGCUCCACUGUAAUCUUGAGGGGCGUUUCUUUAAAACAUGCAUCCAAUCCCCUUCAUCCCUUACAUAACUAGACCAAUCAUAUGCUUCAAUGUGCUGCGGUUCACAGUGCUGUGGCGAGACAUGACAGUGAUAGAGGUUCAGCUCGUGAUGUUAAAUUGCAGUUGCAGAUGCUCUGAUUUCAAAACGAUUUGGAGCAUAGUUUUAAAGUUAACGUGCUGACUAUACAAUGGACUAAUUAGAAAAAUAAAAGCAGUGCUUUUCAAUGCAUGAGAUAUGAGGUGUGCUGUGAGAAGAGGGUCAAAUGCAUGUGUCUCAUGGCCAAUGCGUGAGAGUGGGCAGCUCUGUUCCUGACUAGAUGAGCCUAACUACAUUGCUUGCUAGCUGGCCAGCUAACGUUAACCAAGUGAGAAUGUGAUGAGGACAGGGCUGCUUGCUUGGUAUAGUGUACUUUUGAUUAUUUACUUAUUCAAAUACGCUGUCACUGGCAAGCUACUCACCGUCAAACAACCAUGCCCACUCUCUCUCACCUCGUGGCUUAGGGCAGAAUUAUGUUCAACGAGCAACACAUAGAGCGCCCUCUUAAGGCAACCAUUGAUUUAUUUUUAUGACUGCAAAUGAGCGGAGUUAUUUGUUAAUUCAAUGUAUAUAAUAUCGCCGCUUAAUCUGUGGAAUAAAGACUGAUGCAAAUAUUUAUGUUAAAGCCUUUCACAUAAAUAUUUGCCUAUCGGCUGAUAAAAUGGUCAACUGAUUGAUUUAUCGGUUAGGCGCAAGAAAGAAUAGCACUACGUAUUGUAAUUUUAUUUUUCAUGCUACUCGCACUCCUCAGCUCCGCAACAGUAACAAAGGUGGUGGGGCGGCAGUGGCACUGUUUCCGCCCAAUGCAGAUUCCAUCUUUAAAGCUCUACUGCCUUUAUUUAUAUUGCGCCUUUACUACUUAUUGCCUUGUAUUAUAAUUUUUAUUUUGAGUUCAUAUUUCACUGCACUGUUGAGAGCUCGCUCGCAAAUAAGCAUUUCACUGCACCGUUUACACCCCAAUGUAUCCUGUGUAUAUAACAAAUAAACUUUGAUUUGAUAUCGCUGAUUCUCACACUGACGAAAGCGAACUAUUUUCUCCUUCCAUUUCAGUUGUCCAUCUUGGUCCAUCCAGACAAGAACCAGGAUGAUCCAGACAGAGCACAACUAGCUUUUGAAGGUAGAAAUAUGAUUGCAGGCACAGUAUGUCUACAUCAGUUAGCCUAAUACAUUCAAAGAGUUCUUAACAACCCCAAUCCCACUGUAUUUCUAGCUGUGGACAAGGCAUACAAAAACCUACUGGACCCGGAACAGAAGAAGAGGGCAGUUGAUGUGAUCCAAGCAGGAAGGGAAUAUGUUGAACAUAAUGUGAGUAAAUAACCGCCUGUCCCUCUGUUCACACCUCUCAUAGGUAGAGUAGCUUCCCAAAUGGCACCCUAUUCCCAUAGGGCUCUGGUCAAAAGUAGUGCACUAUAAAGGGAAUAGGGUGCCAUUUGGGACGCAACUUUACUGUACAAUUGUAUUAAUACUAGUGAUGCCACUAUUACAGUUGAGUUUAUGUAUUGCAGUUGAAGUAUCAUGUGCUGUGGCAUCUUUUUAUUGCAACAGAUGAAAGAGAAGAAGAAACAGCUGAAGAAGGAUGGGAAGCCUCAAUUCGUGGAGGAGGAUGACCCAGAAAUGGUAUUGACAAGUGGUUAAAUAAAUGUGUAACAGAUGUAAGGCUGUUUUUGAGAUGGGCUUAUUGUUAUAUUACUAAGUUAACCACUCUUCUCUUGAUCCUCAGUUCAGACAGGCGGUGUACAAGCAGACUAUGAAGCUUUUUGCAGAGCUUGAAAUCAAGAGGAAGGAGAGGGAAGCCAAGGACAUGCAUGAAAGGUAACGGUGUCAUUUCAGUCAACUGAAUAUUUUACAUGAAGCAUUUGGAGGUACAGUGCCUUCAGAAAGUGUUCAUACCUCUUGACUUAUUCCACAUUUUUUGUUUUGUUACAGCCUGAAUUCAAAAUGGAUAAAAUUGACAUUUUUCUCACCCAUCUACACAAAAUGCCCCAUAAUGACAGUGAAAACAUGUUUUUAGACAUUUCUGCAAAUUUAUUGAAAAUGAAAUAUUAAUUUACGUAAGUAUUCACACCAGAGUCGACACCAGAGCUUUGCAGACCUGGACUGUACAAUAUUUGCACAUUAUUCUUUUAAAAAUUAUAAUGUGCAAAAUAGACAGCCAUUUUCAAGUCUUGCCAUAGAUUUUCAAGACGGUUUGAGUCCAAACUGUAACUAGGCCACUCAUGAACAUUCAGAGUUGUCUUAGUAAGCGCCUCCAGUGUAUAUUUGGCCUUGUGUUUUACGUUAUUGUCCUGCUGAAAGGUGAAUUUGUCUCCCAGUGUCUGUUGGAAAGCAGACUGAACCAGAUUUUCCUCUAGGAUUUUGCCUGUGCUUUGCUCUAUUCUGUUUAUUUUUAUCCUAAAAAAAACUCCCUAGUCCUUGCCGAUGACAAGCAUACCCAUAACAUGAUGCUUCAAAAUGUGAAGUGGUACUCAGUGAUGAUGUGCUGGAUUUGCCCCAAACAUAACGCUUGUUGUUGAUCCAUCCUCAGUUUUCUCCUAUCAUAGCCAUUAAACUCUGUAACUGUUUUAAAGUCACCAUUGGCCUCAUGGUGAAAUCCACGAGCGGUUUCCUUCCUCUCUGGCAACUGAGUUAGGAAGGAUGCCUGUAACUUUGACGUGACUGGGUGUAUUGAUACACCAUCGAAAGUGUAAUUAAUAACGAUAUUAUAACCACGAUCGAUAAAAGACAGUACUGUGCAGCCGUGUUCAUCGACCUGGCCAAGGCUUUCGAUUCUUAUUGGCAGACUAAAUAGCCUUUGUUUCUCAAAUGACUGCCUCGCCUGGUUCACCAACUACUUCUCAGAUAGUUCAAUGUGUCAAAUCGGAGGGCCUGUUGUCUGGACCUCUGGCAGUCUCUAUGUUGGUGCCACAGGGUUCAAUUCUCGGGCCGACUCUAUUCUCUGUGUAUAUCAAUGAUGUCGCUCUUGCUGCUGGUGACUCUCAGAUCCACCUCUACGCAGACGACACCAUUUUGUAUACAUCUGGCCCUUCAUUGGACACUGAGUUAACAAACCUCCAAACGAGCUUUGUCAUUUACAAAAUAGCCUCCAACACUCUACUGGAUGUAGAGCAAAUUGGAUGUCGUCUAUCACAGUGCCAUCCGUUUUGUCACCAAAGCCCCAUAUACUACCCACCAUUGUGACCUGUAUGCUCUCGUUGGCUGGCCCUCACUACAUAUUCGUCGCCAAACACACUGGCUCCAGGUCAUCUAUAAAUCACUGCUAGGCAAAUCCCCGCCUUAUCUUAGCUCAUUGGUCACCAUAGCAACACCCACCCGUAGUAUGCGCUCCAGCAGGUAUAUCUCACUGGUCAUCCCCAAAGCCAACACCUCCUUUGGCCGCCAUUCCUUCCAGUUCCCUGCUGCCAAUGACUGGAACGAACUGCAAAAAUCUCUGAAGCUGGAGACACUUAUCUCCCUCACUAACUUUAAGCAUCAGUUGUCAGAGCAGCUUACCGAUCACUGCACCUGUACACAGCCCAUCUGUAAUUAGCCCACCCAACUACCUCAUCCCCAUAUUGUUAUUUAUUUUGCUCAUUUGCACCCCAGUAUCUCUAUUUGCACAUCAUCUUCUGCACAUCUAUCAUUCCAGUGUUAGUACUAAAUUGUAAUUAUUUUGCACUAUGGCCUAUUUAUUGCCUUACCUCCAUAACUUACUGCAUUUGCACACACUGUACAUAGAUUUUCUAUUGUGUUAUUGACUGUACGUUUUGUUUAUCCCAUGUGUAACUCUGUGUUGUUGUUUUUAUCGCACUGCUUUGCUUUAUCUUGGCCAGGUCGGAGUUGUAAAUGAGAACUUGUUCUCAACUGGCUUACCUGGUUAAAUAAAGGUUAAAUAAAAAUACAUUACAUUAAAUAAUGUCACCAUUCUCAAAGGGAUAUUCAAUGUCUGCUGCUUUUUUUUUUACCCAUCUACAAAUAGGUGCCCUUUGCAAGGCAUUGGAAAACCUCCCUGGUCUUUGUGGUUGAAUCUGUGUUUGAAAUUCACUGCUCGACUGAGGGACCUUACAGACAAUUGUAUGUGUGGGGUACAGAGAUGAGGUAGUCAUUUACGUUUUAUGUUAAACACUUAUUGCACACAGUGAACCCAUACAACUUAUUAUGUGACUUGUUAAGCACAUUUUUACUCCUGAACUUAUUUAGGCUUGCCAUAAUUUUUUUUUUUUUGUCAUUUAGCAGACGCUCUUAUCCAGAGCGACUUACAGUUAGUGAGUGCAUACAUUAUUUUUUAUACCCCCAUGGGAAUCGAACCCACAACCCUGGUGUUGCAAACUCCAUGCUCUACCAACUGAGCUACAUCCCUGCCGGCCAUUCCCUCCCCUACCCUGGACGACGCUGGGCCAAUUGUGCGCCGCCCCAAUUGUGCGCCGCCCCAUGGGUCUCCCGGUCGCGGCCUGCAUCGACAGAGCCUGGAUUCGAACCAGGAUCUCUAGUGGCACAGCUAGCACUGCGAUGCAGGGGUUGAAUACUUAUUGACUUAUUGACUCAACACAUUUCAGCUUUUCAUUUUUAAUUCUUUAGAAAAUAUUUUGAGAAACAUAAUUCCACUUUCACAUUGAGGUAUUGAAUGUAGGCCAGUGACUCAAAAACGUAAUCUAAUACAUUUUAAAUUCAGGCUGUAACACAGCAAAAUGUGGAAAAAGUCAAGGAGUGUGAAUGCUUUCUGAAGGCACUGUAUAUCGUUCAUGAAAUAUAGAACAUAUCAGCACAAAAGACUCACAAUGAGUGCAGUUACAUGUACACAAUAAUGUGAUUAUUGUGGAUAGUCAGAUUAAUAUAAUAGUUCAUUUAAAACGUUUGCAUGCUUCGCAAGAAGAACGAUUUCCCAAAUAAUCCUGUUUAUGUGGACGCAUCUGAAAUCUAUCUGAUGGCACUCUGAUAACUGCAGAAAAUCGGCAAUCAAAAUAAACGUCCUAUCACAGCGAACAUGUUAUUUUUGGGAAGCAUAUUUGAUUCUGAGUUUGGACAUACUGUAUCAAGUUUGUAUGUGAACUACUUCUAAGACGCAUACGUUGUUGUUCCAAACACACUUCACUCGCACUAAAGAGGGAGGCUCACUUGGCUGGUGCUAGCACAGGUGCAGAUCAAACACACAGCUGGAACACCGUUUUAAGGUGUUUACAUGUCCUAAUAAUUCGAAAGAUUGCUCAGAAAACCAGGUGUUUUAUCGGCGUAUGCUUACUUUGACUUUGAGUUCUGCCUACUGCCAGUAGUUCUGCCUAUUGCCAUAAUCAGUUUAAUAUUUAAUUAUUAUUGUGCUUGUAAACAUACUCAAUGUUGGGCCUCCCAAGUGGCGCAGCGGUCUAAGGUGUCACGACAGACCCGGGUUCGAUCCUGGGCUGUAUCACAACCGGCCGUGAUCGGGUGUACUAUAGGACGGCGCACAGCGUCCGGGUUAGGGGAGGUUUUGGCCGACUGGCUUCCUGGUUUGUCGGGUCAUGUUUCGGAGGACGCAUGACUCGACCUUCGCCUCCGGAGCCCGUUGGGGAGUUGCAGGAUGAGACAAGAUUGAAAUUGGGGAGAAAAAAAUACUCAAUGUUAUUGCGUGCAAGGUAGGUAUUGUUUGUAAUACCAGUCUAAUAUUUUGGGGAGAAUUAUAGGGAAAGUAUUCAGACCUCUUGACUUUUUCCACAUUUUGUACAAAAAAUCCUCAUCAAUCUACACACACAAAAUACCCCAUGACGAAAAAGCGAAAAUAGGUUUUUAGAAAUGUUUGCAAAUGAAUUAAAAAUUAAAAAUAUAAAAUACGUAUUGACAUAAGUAUUCAGACCCUUUGCUAUGAGACUCAAAAUUGAGCUCCGGUGCAUCCUGUUUCCAUUGAUCAUACUUGAUGUUUCUACAACUUGAUUGGAGUCCACCUGUGGUAAAUUCUAUUGAUUGGACAUGAUUUGGAAAGGCAUACACCUUUCUAUAUUAGGUCCCACAGUGCAUGUCAGUGCAUAUGUCGAGGCACAGAUCUGGGGAAGGGUACCAAAAUCUUUCUGCAGCAUUGAAUGUCCCCAAGAACACAGUGGCCUCCAUCAUUCUUAAAUGGAAGAAGUUUGGAACCACCAAGACUCUUCCUAGAGCUGGCCGCCCGGCCAAACUGAGCAGUCAGGGAGGUGACCAAGAGCCUAAUGGUCACUCUGACAGUGCUCCGGAGUUCCUCUGUAGAGAUGGGAGAACCUUCCAGAAGGACAACCAUCUCUGCAGCACUCCAUCAAUCAGGCCUUUAUGGUAGAGUGGCCAGACGGAAGCCACUCCUCAGUAAAAGGCACAUGACAACCCGCUUGGAGUUUGCCAAAAGGCACCUAAAAGACUCUCAGGCCAUGAGAAACAAGAUUCUCUGGUCUGAUGAAACCAAGAUUGAACUCUUUGGCCUGAAUGCCAAGCGUCACAUCUGGAGGAAACCUGGCACCAUCCCUAUGGUGAAGCAUGGUGGUGGCAGCAUCAUGCUGUGGGGAUGUUUUUCAGUGGCAGGGACUGGGAGACCAGUCAGGAUCGAGGGAAAGAUUAACAGAACAAAGUACAGGGAGAUCCUUGAUGAAAACCUGCUCCAGAGCACUCAGGACCUCAGACUGGGACGAAGGUUCACCUUCCAACAGGACAACGACCCUAAGCACACAGCCAAGACAAUGCAGGAGUGGCUUCGGGACCUCCCGAGUGGCGCAGUGGUCUAAGGCACUGCAUCGCAGUGCUAGCUGUGCCACUAGAGAUCCUGGUUCGAAUCCAGGCUCUGCUGUAGCCGGCUGCAACCGGGAGACCAAUGGGGCGGCGCACAAUUGGCCCCAGCGUCGUCCAGGGUAGGGGAGGGAAUGGCCGGCAGGGAGGUAGCUCAGUUGGUAGAGCAUGGCGUUUGCAACGCCAGGGUUGUGGGUUCGUUUCCCACGGGGGGCCAGUAUGAAAAUAAAAAAGAAUAAUGUAUGCACUAACUGUAAGUCGCUCUGGAUAAGAGCGUCUGCUAAAUGACGUGUAAAUGUAAAAAAAAAAUGUCAUUGAGUGGCCCAGCCUGAGCCCGGAAUUGAACCCGAUCGAACAUCUCUGGAGAGACCUGAAAAUAGCUGUGCAGCGAUGCUCCCCAUCCAACCUGACGGCGCUUGAGAGGAUCUGCAGAGAAGAAUGGGAGAAACUCCCCAAAUACAGGUGUGCCAAGCUUGUAGCAUCAUACUCAAGAAUACUUGAGGCUGUAAUCGCUGCCAAAGGUGCUUCAACAAAGUACUGAGUAAAGGGUCUGAAUACUUACGUAAAUGUAAUUUCAGUUUUUUUAAAUAUUUAAUACAUUUGCAAACAUUUCUAAACUAUUUUUGCCUCGUCAUUAUGGGUUAUUGUGUGUAGCUUGAUGAGAAAAAAAAAACAGAUUUUAAUCGAUUUUAGAAUAAGGCUGUAACGUAACAAAAUGUGGGAAAAGUCAAGUGGUCUGAAUACUUCCCGAAUGCAUUGCACAUGGCCCUCAGAAUGUCUUUGUGGUCUUCUUUUUGUGUCCAUAAGGAGGGAAUACCAUUCAAUGUUUCAUGUUAUUUUUCUCCUCAGGAAAAGGGCAAGAGAGGAAGAGAUUGAGACGGCAGAGAAAGCUAAGCGAGAGAGGGAAUGGCAGAAAAACUUUGAGGUAUGUUGAAAAAAGGGCAUAAAAUACAUUUUAGUAUUUUCUUCUUUGUUAAUUAUAUUUUGAGCAGAAAACUUUGAUCAACAUCACCCAAAAUAAGAUGGGAUGAGGAGAGAUGGAGUACCUACUCUUGAAUAACUUCUGGCUCUUCAGUUGUUUAACUGAGAUUCAGGGAUAUGGCGUUUCCACGAGCAGCAGGGUGAACUGCAGAUAGUCAUAGUUGUUUCAGAAGUCGGCCCGAUAUUGCUGUUUACUUCGUGCAUAGCUGACUCUACCUUAUAUUUUCACAAGGAAACAAGGGAUGGCCGAGUGGACAGUUGGAGGAGUUUCCAGGCAGGCAAAAGCAAGGCAAAAAAAGAGAAGAAACCCCGGUCCUUCCUGAAGCCUCCUAAAGUCAAGAUGGAGCAGAGAGAGUGAUGUCUGUUGAGGUGUGAUGGUUAAGGAUACUACCCAAAGGCUACAUCCCGAUUCUCCACCCUUUUCCAGAAGUGUGUACUUGCACACUCCACGUCAUGUUUAAAAGCAUAGGAGUGGUGUGUAAGCAUUGGCUGGAGGGAGUUUCCACCAUUGUAAAAAUUCCACCAUUGCAAGUGCACACUUCGGAAGAAGGGUGGAGAAUCGAGACAGCCCAACAUUCUUACUUGUACUUGACAGUGCAUCCACCUUCCUGAGAAAUGUAGUUUUGUGCUCGUUUUUUUAAUGUACAUAAUUGUGAUCUGCAACCUCCAUGAGCGCAUCACACUUACUGGUCUCAAUCAAAGUAGAAAAGAUGACAGGAAAUCUUCCAUUUCUGUAACCACCUUAGUUUGACUGGACUUUUUGUGCUGUAUCCUUUUUUUUUUUUUUUUACCUUUAAAUAAAAGCUUG
This is a messenger RNA of Coregonus sp. 'balchen', 14206 nucleotides long. The record is from the annotation of a GenBank genome assembly. NCBI's taxonomy places the organism in Eukaryota, Metazoa, Chordata, Actinopteri, Salmoniformes, Salmonidae.